Messenger RNA from Seminavis robusta, 561 nucleotides. NCBI's taxonomy places the organism in Eukaryota, Bacillariophyta, Bacillariophyceae, Naviculales, Naviculaceae. The record is from the annotation of a GenBank genome assembly.
AUGCCAAAACGGAGGAAGAACGAUGAUAAGGUGGAGCGGGCUGCGAUGCUCCUCAAACUAUCAAAGAAAGGGAAUCAAAUGAAUGUCAAUGAAGCAAUGCGAUUUGCUGGCUAUCGUGAUGAUGACAUGGGCGACCAGGCUCUCAAGAGGGCAAUCUACAGAGCAAGAGAUGACAUUAACACUCCCAAGAAGCAGUCUGCUGAGCCAGAGGCCGCAGCUGUGACAGUGGCAGUUGCUACAGCUCCUCUUGCCUUGACCGACAGAAGCGCAGUUGCGGUCCCACCAACGUUCCACGCUGCUCCAAAUCCCCCAACCAAAAUGAGGCUCACUUCGUAUCAAGCUCAUGGAAAGCGAAAGCAAGAAGCAGGACAGAAGAAUCUUCGCAAAGAGCUCUUCGCGAAGGCUUGCAAUCUCUGGAAGGAAGAAUGUGAGAAGAAGGCAGCUGCCAAAGCUGAGGGCAAAAAGUAUCGAGGCAAGUCGGCCGAAGAUAUCUGCAGUGAAAUCAACGCUGAAUACGACUUGGAUACUCGCAUUGCAGCAAGAACGAGGCAACGAAGGUAA